UAUCGUACAAUUGUUAUUGUUAGAAACAUAACAUGGAUCGUUCAAUAAUUGCACCUUAUCGGGCAGAAGAAAAGGAAUUAUGUAUAAUACUCUAUCAAAAAUUGUUGGGUUUAACAUUAUUGUAUCCGGGUAGUGAAGAUGUACGCAAAUGUUUGUCUGAUGAAAUGUUUCUUAAGGUUAAUCAACAUGCUUUCUUUGAAAUCAUGUCAUACUUAUUUCGAGUUUUCGAUGCUGCAGAAUUCAAGAAACGAUUCUUUUGGCCAAUCACAGACAAAAAAUCGGAAGCGAUCUUUCGCACAAGCACUGUUGAUUACUUAAAAUUCAUAAACGAAAAAUACCAAUUAAAUUGGAGUGGCAUUAAAUCGUAUUUAGUGGUGAUGCCAGGUGGAGUGAAAUUCAUUAAAUUUUUGCUGGGAUUCAUAAAUUUCAUUACCAGCGAAUUGAUUAAACAGAAAGAGAAAUACUUAUGUGUAAACUUGGAUGUACCCAAACAAAAUAUGGCCAAAGCCGAUAUAGGAACUCUUAUUAAAAAGGAUAUUUUCUUUAAAGAAUACGUAUCGGCCUAUCUAAAGACUGCUAGCGAAGUCAAUGAUAUAUUGGCCAAGAAGAGUAGUCUCAUUCAUAAGCAAUUGGAUCUAUUAGCAACCGAGACAGGGUGCAGUGUGGAAAUCCUGUUAAGUGAAAAUUUUCUGCAAAAAUUUCAAGCCAAUGUACAGUUGCUAUACGAAGCGAAAUUCAGCACUAAACGUUCUAAUGUAUUAAAAAUGCAAGAAAGGAUUUCGGAAGCUUAUCAAGUUUUUGAACAGUUUCAUUCUAAAGAAAGAACCUCUAAAAAAAAUACGGAAUGUUUGUAUGAACAAUUGCCUGGUGAAAUACCAGAAUUCAAACUGGCAAAUGCUGCAAAAAUUGAAGAUGAAAUCAAUAUCAACGAUUUGAUUUCUAAGUACAAUUGUAUGCAUGAAUCUAUCCAAUUGCAAUUGUCUCAUUUUCACAACGCACCAUAUCCGACAGAAGCAACCGUAAAUAAGUUAAAUGGUUUGCAGCACGAAUUACUGCAAAUGGGAUCCCAUCUCACAGAAUUCCAGAAAAAGAUCAACUAUGGCAAAAAGAAACCUAGCACCCCCACGCCCACGAAUUAUAACUUAACCAAACCUAAUAUGGAAAGCAAUUUGCUACCAAUGCUUGUAUGCACUCCGCCUAUAAGACUUGAUGUACCCGACAAUUGCGGGAAGCUUCGUCUCUCUCUUUUUGAUGCCAAGGGGCAUUGCAAUAAUGAAAACUUCGACAGUUAUAUAGGACCAUCGAGAUUGGCGCAUCAAGAUGAUAAUUCAGAAGAUAAUUUGGAAAACUGCAAAAAGAAUUUUGUGAACACAUCAACAAUCAUUGAUCCUGUAAAGUUAUUAAAAUCAAUCAACAGAGAACCGUCAAAAUAUAAAAGGGUUUUGCAAAUAGAUGAUCACUCGUUCAGAAAUGACUUGAAACAUUGGAUAUCAUCGCCCCAUAAAGUACAUGACGAAAAAGCUAGCCCUGGUGUAGACGUGAUGCUGAAAAGUGAAGAAAGUUCAGAAAGUACUGCGCUGGAAAUAGAAAAUGUUGCUAAAUCGCUUGAAAGCUCACCAUAUACACCAUUAAAUACGAAAAAUUGCACACGCGUAGACAAAUUGCAUUUUUGUGAAAGUAAUAGUGAUGGUGCCAGAAAUUUGGCGUAUUUUAAAAAGUUGUCUGCUAUCAAAAAGGUGCAGAAUGCUUCAAUGAAUAUUGAUAACAUAAGCACAAGUCCGUCGGGGCGCUUAGAACCCUUGGUAACGAUGGAUGUUGUAAAUCCUUCGUUACCCAAGAUCGUGGUAAACGAUGUAACAGUUAACGAGGAAUUGUGUGGACGAAAUGCGCCUGUGCGCGUUAAGUAGCGAAAAUAAGCUAAUAAUUGCUGGAGUAUAGAAAAAAACUAGUAAAAAUAGACAAAUUUGAGGUAAAAAAUUAACUAUAAUCUAGAUACCAAGAGUAUUGUGUUUUCGAAGAGAUAGAGGAAUUCUUGGAAUCAUGAAUCAAGCAACCUCUCAAGGGUAAUUUUGUGCUAAAAGACAUUCGGAAAAAUUAUGGCCGACGGAAAGCGAGAUAUUUACAAGAGACGAUAUAUUUGCAUGGGAGAUUCAGUUCAUUCAUAAUAAUGUUUAAUAUUCAAUGAGGCCUUAUUUACUCUAAAGCGGCCGUUUCAUAUAGAUUUAAGAUUUCUACUUUCUAACUAUCGACAAUGUACAGUCUCAACAU
Glossina fuscipes is the source of this 2268-nucleotide messenger RNA. RefSeq names its product augmin complex subunit dgt6 (gene dgt6). Bases 33 to 1907 code for a protein of 624 amino acids. NCBI's taxonomy places the organism in Eukaryota, Metazoa, Arthropoda, Insecta, Diptera, Glossinidae. The record is from RefSeq and is a predicted model, not a curated record. The transcript has 4 exons. Gene Ontology annotation, cellular component: mitotic spindle microtubule; HAUS complex. Gene Ontology annotation, molecular function: microtubule binding. Gene Ontology annotation, biological process: spindle assembly.